Vigna radiata var. radiata (mung bean) is the source of this 1631-nucleotide messenger RNA. RefSeq lists its product as uncharacterized. Bases 1 to 1554 code for a protein of 517 amino acids. The record is from RefSeq and is a predicted model, not a curated record. Lineage: Eukaryota; Viridiplantae; Streptophyta; Magnoliopsida; Fabales; Fabaceae. The transcript has 3 exons.
AUGUGGAGGUUGAUGAAGUUGGUGAGCAACAACUUCCUCAUGUUGAAGAUGGUUGGAGUUGGUCAGCAAGAAGUUCCUCAGGUUGAAGUUGAGGAUGCUGAAGUUGAGGUUGGUCAACAUGGUGAACAAGGUGAUGCACAUGAUGUUGAUGUUGAUGUAGUUGUUGAAGAACAUGCUGAACUUGAUGAGGAUGCACAUGGUGAACAAGGUGGGGAUGCUGAUGUUGAAGAUGGUGAGGAUAAUAUUGAUGAUGGUGACGAUAAUAUUGAUGAUGGAGUGGGGGAUGCUGAGGAAGAGGACUGGCUAGGGGGAACAACAAGGGAAUGUAGUACUCAAAAGAAGCAUGUACAGCCAAGGGGAAUUAAUGAUAGUGAGUGGGAAUCUGAUAGUUGUGAUAAUAUAUAUUUAAGUGAUGAUUCAGAUGUUGAAACAUCAAGAUUUGGAGAUUUUGCAACCUUCAAAGAGCCUACAAGUAUGAAAGAUCAUAUAUGGGAACUUGGAACAUAUUUCGCUGAAAAAGAUGACUUCAUUGAUGCAAUUAGAAGUUAUGGAGUACACAAUGGUAGAAAGUUGAAGCUGUGGAAGAAUGAUAAGAGAAGAGUUAGCAUGAAAUGUUAUGGGUCACAAGGGAAAUGUCCCUGGUACGCUUAUUGUGGAUAUAGGAGUACCCAGCAUACAUGGCAGCUAAGAAAGAUUGUCGACAGGCACACUUAUACUAGAGAAUUCAAAAUUGGUGUAGUUACCUCUAAAUGGUUAAGUGGUAGGUUAGAGAAGAGCAUGAAAACAAAUCCAGAUAUGAAAAUGACAAAUCUGCAUAACAAAUUCUGUAAGAGAUAUAAUAUUGUUGUGUCUAGGGCUACAACAAGUAGAGCAAAGGCAAUGGCAACAACCAACAUUGAGGGUAGCUACAAACAACAAUAUGAAAGACUCUAUGAUUAUGCAGAGGAGUUGCUGCGGGCAAACCCAAGCUCAACAGUUAAAAUUAAUGUAGAACCAAACCAAGAUCAAACCAUAUUUAAGAGAAUUUAUGUGUGUUUAAAAGCAUGUAAGGACAACUUUGUAUCCUGUAGACCAAUUAUACAUUUGGAUGGCUAUUUCUUAAAGGGGAAAUAUGGAGGUGAGCUUUUAACUGCUGUUGGAAGAGAUGCUAAUGACCAGAUGUGUCCCUUAGCUUAUGUUGUAGUUAAAGUAGAGAAUAAGGAAUCAUGGACUUUUUUCUUGGAAUUGUUAAUUGAGGAUCUUGGAGGUGGGGGAUUUUGUUCAAGGUGCACAUUUAUAUCAGAUCAACAAAAAGGACUUCUGCCAGCUUUACAAAGUCUAUUGCCUGAUGUGGACCAGCGUUACUGUGUCAGACACAUUUAUUCAAAUUUUAGAAAGAAGUUUACUGGCUUAAACCUCAGACAAUUACUAUGGAAGGCUGCAGUAUCAAUAACCCCUGAAGCAUGGGAGUCCGUAAUGAGACAGAUGAAGGAAGUUAAUCUAGACGCAUUUAAAUACUUGGUACAAAUUCCACCAAGGCAAGUUCAUCUAGAUGCAUUCAAAUCUUUAAUAUAACAUGUUGUUUAACUUGAUGUAAAUGUUUAACUUUAUGUGAAUGUUUAACUUUAUAUUUUUGCAGACAUUGGUCUAGA